GUAGUUGCUAUAGAAAGCUUGCAGGUAAUAAUUUUACAAGAUGAGACGAAAAGAAAAUAGAAGCCAAGACGUGGAGAUGGGCGAGCGGACGCCUCUGAACAGACAUCCCGGCGAUGACCCUCAGCCCAACUCCCCGUCACAAGAAACUGAGAUUACUGGCGAAACAAUACAACCACAACAGCUGAAUUCGCGUAUCUACACAGACGAUGAGAUCCGGGAGAAUCUUCUACUGCACGAAGCUGUGAUAGAACAUGGAAAGCGAGCAUACGGACGCUUGAAACACCUCUUGUCAUUCACAACAGUUCAAACUGUGUUUAAGAAAGACAGAAGUGGCAAAACGGUCCUUCAAUUGACCAUUGAGAAGGAAUAUGAUGACUGUGCUAAAUUAAUAAUCGAUAGAUCACGUGCAUGGCUUGCUCAAGAGGAUGGGAACAUCGAAACUCCGUUACAUCAUAUGAUCAAAUAUGACCGAACAAAGCUGUUGAAGAAAUGUCUCCUUGAUAAGUCAUUUCCUACUUCGGAACUCAUAAAUCGGAAGAACAAGGAGUCCUUAACAGCCGUGCAUUAUGCGGCAGAGAAUAAAAAACAUGAAAUCUUGGCGAUUUUAUUGCAAAAUGGAGGCGAUCCACAAGCGUUAACUAA
Molecule: messenger RNA, 642 nt
Organism: Hyalella azteca
Lineage: Eukaryota; Metazoa; Arthropoda; Malacostraca; Amphipoda; Hyalellidae
Product: serine/threonine-protein phosphatase 6 regulatory ankyrin repeat subunit B-like
Molecular function (GO): protein binding
Source: RefSeq, a predicted model, not a curated record